Molecule: messenger RNA, 1239 nt
Organism: Owenia fusiformis
Lineage: Eukaryota; Metazoa; Annelida; Polychaeta; Sabellida; Oweniidae
Source: the annotation of a GenBank genome assembly
AUGCCAUUAUGUAGAGCGCCGUUACUUCAAGCAAUGGAACGCAACAAUCCUCGUAUAUUCAGGAUGCUCCUGGAGGCUGGUGCAAGAAUCACAUUUGUUGGGGACAUGAGGAAUAUUUUUCAAUGUUUACCGAGUGUUCUAGCACGAUAUAUGAUUGAUGAACUAUCUUCAUUUAAGCUUGUUGAAUUCAUAGAAAUAUUAGUAGACUGUUAUGAGGAUAUCGUGAAUGAGCCAAUGCAGGUUGGCAAUCAGGUUUAUUACCUCCUUCAUCAUGUAGCCUUUUAUGAUAAUUUCAAGUUGGCUGAACUUUUACUCCAGAAUGGCGCUAUUGUUGAUGUUGUCACCUAUGUUGGUGAUUGUACUCCGUUACAUCUGGCGGUACUCCUGAACCAUACAGAAAUGACACGGUUAUUGCUAAAACAUGGUGCCGAUCCCAAUGCAUUAUGGGAUGGGGAUGUGGAUAUGGAAAGGGUCCUACUAAGUGAUCACGAUUUAAUGGACUGUGAUAUAAGCAGGAUGAAAGCUGUGCAGAAAACACGAUACAAUCGUGAGAUCUUUUCUGAAAUGUUAAACAUUUUGUCUGCAUGUGGGUUCAAGCAUUGCCUUUUAAGUUAUGAUUUUCCCUAUGGAUGGUUUUCACCAGGCAAGGAUGACCUAGUUUUAAGCGUUGUUAAUGAGCAGACUAAUCGUGCAGAUGACCCUCCGAUUUAUGAGAAGUUUAACCAACAGUCAUUUGCCAAACUGGACCUUGUACAUUAUGCAGCUGUGCAGCUCAGGAAACAGUUAUUGGUGGCCUCAAAUGGAAGAUCAAUUAUUCCUAGAGUGGAGAGCUUAGUGGAACAAGGACUUUUGCCACAACUUUUAGUUGCACGUUUACUAUUGCAAUGGAAGUAAUAAUGCUUGGAUAGACUCUUAAUUACAUUCAUUGGUGUAUAAUUUUCAGAAAUAUAUUUACUCAGAUGUAUUUUCAACUAAAAUUGUGAAAAUGAAGUGCCUUGCCAGGACUAAAUUUUUCAAAAAAUACAAUUUUUAGUUAAUUUUCUUAAUGUGAACAAUACCCCAGGAGGUUGCCUAUUUUCUAAUAAAAUAUAUCAGAAGGUAACAGCCAUACUUUCUCUUUCAAAAUGGGGGAUGGUAUAAUAUAUAGUUGAAUCAUGACAUCCACACAUAAAAAAUAACAUUCCAUAUCAUACAUGCUUGAUAUGGUUGAAAUUUUAAAGCAGAAUGACCAUUCAAAGU